Caretta caretta (loggerhead turtle) is the source of this 5159-nucleotide messenger RNA. It is a transcript of the gene SRD5A1, whose product is annotated as steroid 5 alpha-reductase 1. Lineage: Eukaryota; Metazoa; Chordata; Testudines; Cheloniidae. The record is from RefSeq and is a predicted model, not a curated record. Gene Ontology annotation, biological process: steroid biosynthetic process. Gene Ontology annotation, molecular function: 3-oxo-5-alpha-steroid 4-dehydrogenase activity. Gene Ontology annotation, cellular component: membrane.
CGGCGGGGAGGACAUCUCUGUGUCACUUGUGGGGAUUCAUUGUUUUAUCUUUUUGGACUAGCCCAUGAGCAUGCCGUCUUUAGGCGCCUGUGCGUCGCCCACAUGAGGAAAUAAGGGUAGGAACUCGGCCCGAUGUCUCAAAUUUGUAUUAGCUAAUCUAAACGAUUGACAGCACAACUUCUCCAGUCGAUGUUUGCAGAGAUUGGGUACCUGACUCGUGCCGUCGUAUGUCGAUGAAAAGCUGCAACAGAACCCCCCCCCCCCAAGGCCGCACCCCAAGUAUCGCCUCUCCGAUUGUGACAUCUGUGUGGGCGGGCUCACUGCUCAGGGCGAGGGCAGGCAGGCGGCUAGGCAGGCGGGGCUCUGGCUCAGCGCAGCUCUUCCUACCCCAUCGUGCAGAUUGGCUGGCCUGCUGCCUGUCCCGCCGGUGCUAGUGUUCCGGCGUGCCCAGGCCGGCGAGGCGUCAGCGCCUUUUCCACCCAGUGCUCUCACUGGUGCCGCGUGGCCAAACCCCGCCGUUGCUCCCCGCGCGCGGCGCUGCGGCACCGGCCGGUGGGGACUGAGCGAAAGGCCAUGGAAGCGGCGGGCGCGUUGUGGCAGUGGCAGUCGAGGACGGAUGAGCGGCGGCUGCUGGAAAUCCUGUCCUACGGGCUGGUGGGCAUAGGGGCGCUCUCCGCGCUGCUGCUGUGCUUCCUGCGGAUGCCGUACGGGCGCUACUUCAGUCGCCGCUUCGGCUACCCCGUGCCCGCCCGCCUGGCUUGGACGCUGCAGGAGCUGCCGUCGCUGCUGGUCCCGCUGGGGCUGAGCCUCUUCAGCGGGGCGGCCCGCCUCUCCGAGUGGCCGAACCGGGUCCUGGUGGCGCUCUUCAUCGUGCACUACGCGCACAGGGCACUCAUCUUUCCUGUCUUGAUUCGUGGAGGAAAACCAACACCAUUCAUUAUUUUUGCGCUAGCACUCAUAUUCUGUGUCUAUAAUGGAUACUUGCAAGGCCGGAGCUUAAGUAAUUAUGCAGAAUAUCCUUCUGGUUGGCUGAAAGGUCCUUGUUUCAUUGUAGGUUUUGCAGGGUGGCUGAGUGGCAUGGCAAUUAAUAUCUAUUCUGAUCACAUUCUCAGAAAUCUGAGAAAACCAGGGGAAACAGGCUACAAAAUACCAAGAGGAGGAUUGUUUGAAUAUGUAACUGGAGCCAACUUUUUUGGAGAGAUUCUUGAAUGGUUUGGAUUUGCUCUUGCCAGCUGCACCUUUGAAAGUGCUGCUUUUGCCAUAUGCACACUUUUCAUCCUAGGUUCCAGGGCACACCAUCAUCAUCAAUGGUAUCUUGAGAAAUUUGAAGACUACCCAAAGUCCAGGAAGAUUGUGAUUCCAUUUGUGUUCUGAGACCUUCUAUCAGAGGAACGCAAUCGAAUGCUACAUCCAGACCCAUCAGUCUCCACCUCUCAGAAUGGUUGUUGAGUGUCUAGAUAAAGAGUGGGAAUAUUCCCUGGUGGUUCAAGAGAUUCUGUCCAACAGUAGGAACCAAUCAAUUAUGUCUGCUUACUGGCCAACUGGAAAAGGUUCUCUGCUUGGUCCAUUGCCUGGGGGAUACAACCUGUUUAAGCAAGAAUCCAGGACAUUUUAGACUACCUCUUACAUUUCAAGUCGUCAGGCCUUUCAGUGAGUUUUCUAAAGAUUCACUUGGCAGCAAUCACUCCCUUCUAUGGGGGAAUGGAUAAUAGAUUGGUAUCUUCCAACCCCCUGGUUGCUAGCAAGGCUGUCAAUUAAUUGCAGUUAACACAAGUGAUUAAUGCAAAACAAAUUAACUAGAUUAAAAUAAUAGUUUAGUUUUAAUUGCACGGUUAAUAAUGGAAUGCCAAUUUAAAUGUAUUUGGAUGUUUUUCUAGAUUUUCAAAUAUAUUUAUUUCAAUUACAGCACAGAAUACUAAGUGUGCAGUGAUAACUAUUAUUUUUAUUACAAAUAUUUGCACUCUGAAGAAGAUAAACUAAAUUAAUUUUUUUAAGUUCACCUCAUACAAGUACUGUAGUGAAAUCUCUUUAUUGUGAAAGGGCAAUGUAUGUAAAAAAAUUUCAUAACUGCAUUGAAAAACAAAAUAAUGUAAAACUUUAAAGCGUACAAGUCCACUAAGUCCUAUUUCUUGUUCAGCCAAUUGCUAAGACAAACAACCAUUCCCAGAGAAUAGUUAUCAGUGGUUCACAGUCAAGCUGGAUGGGCAUAUCAAGUGGGGACUCACAGGGAUCAGUUCUGGGUCUAGUUCUAUUCAAUAUCCAUUAUUUAGAUAAUGGCAUAGAGAGUACACCUAUAAAGUUUGUUGACGAUACCAAGCUGGGAGGGGUUGCAAGUGCUUUGGAGUAUAGGAUUAAAAUUCAAAAUAAUCUGGAAAAACUGAAGAAAUAGUAUGCAGUAAAUAGGAAGAAAUUCAAUAAGGACAAAUGCAAAGUACUCCACUUAGGAAGAAACAAUCAGUUGUACACAUACAAAAUGGGAAACGUCUGCUUAGGAAGGAGUACUGCAGAAAGGGAUUUGGGGAUCAUAGUGGAUCACAAGUUAAAUAUGAGUCAACAGUGUAACACUGUUGCAAACAAAGCAAAUAUAAUUCUAGGAUGUAUUAGUAGGAGUGUUGUAAGCAAGACACGAGAAGUAAUUCUGCUCUGCUCCACACUGAUUAGGCCUCAGCUGGAGUAUUGUGUCCAAUUCUGGGUGCCACAUUUUAGGAAAGCUGUGGACAAAUUGGAGAAAGUCCAGAGAAGAGCAACAAAAAUGAUUACAGGUCUAGAAAACAUAACCUAUGAGGGAAAAUGGAAAAAGAUGGGUUUAUUUAGUCUGGAGAAAGAAGACUGAGGGGAGAUGGUAACAGUUUUAAAGUAUAUAAAAGAUUGUUACAAGGAGGAGGGAGAAAAAUUGUUCUCAGUCACGUCCAAGGAUAGUACAAGAAGCAAUUGGCUUAAAUUGCAGCAAGGACAGUUUAGGUUGGACAUUAGGAAAAACUUGGAAACUGUCAGCAUGGUCAAGCACUGGAAUAAAUUGCCUAGGGAGCUUAUGGAAUCUCCAUCAUGGAGAUGUUUUAAGAGCAGGUUAAACAAACACCUGUCAGGGAUGGUUUAGAUAAUACUUAGUCCAGCAUUGAGUGCAGGGGACUGGACUAUAUGACCUCUUGAGGUCCCUAUAAUUCCAUGGCAGUGUUGUAGCUACUAUUCCCCACGACCCAGCGUGAGUUUACAGCACUGGAGGCAAACCAGCCAUCGGUCACCCGGCACCGGAGUACGGCACCGCUAACCUCACCAGCACUGAGUGCGAGACACCGAUCCCAGUCCCGAGACUUCUGGUACCAUUCACGUUCCCGGUCAGCCAGGCACUGCUCCCCGGCUCCCUGGCACCCUGCCACUGCUCAAGGUUCGGCACCGCCCUGAUCCUCUCUGUUGGCAUCCUCUGGCUCCAAGGCUGACUCCAGUCACUCUAGCUAUAGCAGACAUCGAACAAUAGCCAGCAGAGAAUCCCAGCCAGCAUGGCAGCCACAGUGGCCUCCUCCGGGUCAGUGGCCCUUCUGGACCCCAUGGGCCUACCACCAGCAACAGGGCAUCUCCUCCAGAGCCUCUAGGUCCGGACAAUCUAUGCGACUCCAUUCCAGGUCGCCACACAGGCACUCAUCAAGGGCAAGGGAGGUCACUCUCUCUAGGCCACCCCUGGACCCACAAGAGCAACCGGUGCCCCCAGGCCCAAUACCCGAGGUGGUGCUAAGCUCUGCGACACCUCGAGAGGUGUCAGCCCCUCAAGGCCCUGAAAUGACCCAGGCAUAUGAGGACACAUACAGGAGGGUCUAGAUGAGGGCAACCUGCAGCACCUCACUUCCUCCUCCCGAGAUGAGGCAGUGGCAGGUACAUCAGUCUCAGGACUGCCACCGAUGGACCACAGGCCUCACCAGGAGCUGCUCCGUAGGAUCACCCUCAAUAUAGGCCUCCAGGUGGAAGAAACAGUUGAGCAGGAGGAUCCAAUGGAGGAUAUCCUGACGCCCGAGGGUCCCUCCAGAGUCACGCUCCCUCUCAUAAAGACCAUACAAACGAAUUACAAAACAAUAUGGCAGACCCCAGCCUCCAUCACGCCGAUGGCCAGGGCCGUAGAAUGGAAAUACUUCGCUCCCUCCAAGGGCUACGAGUUCCUGUUCUGCCAUCCAACUCCCUGUUCCCUAGUCAUUUCAGCAGUCAACAAAAAGGAACAGAGCCAACAAGCCUCGGCCCCAAAGGCCAAGGAAGCCAAGCGUUUGGACCUCUUCGGUAGGAAGGUCUACUCCUCCGGAGGCCUCCAGUUAUGCAUAGCCAAGCAGCAGGCAAUCCUUAAUAGACAUACUUUCAACUCUUGGAUGGCAGUGUCCAAGUUUAAGGAUCGCCUGCCCCAGGACUCACUCUGAGUUUGCGACUUUAAUCGAAGAAGGGAAGACAGUGGCUAAGAUUUCAUUACAAGCCUCCCCUCGAUUCAGCAGACUCUGCAGUCAGAACCAUUUCAGAACCCUUUCUGCUGAAAGUAAUUUCUCUAUCCAUAUAUGUGUAUCAUUAAUGCCUAUGAAGUUAGGAGAAUUAUGUUGUACGAUGGUCAUUAAAACAUGCUGUAAGUUGGGGAAUCAGCCAGAUAUUAGCUCCCCAGAGGCGGCAGCAAGGAAAGUAACCAAGCCCAGGUGGGGUGUCAAACAACCCAUCAACAACCAUUGCAUUGUAGCUCCCUUGCUGGACAAUGAUUCACCUGCGUGAGGCCACACCAGGGGAAUUGCUCAACCUUGCUUGGAGAGACUCAGCAAUGACCCCAGACAUGCCUGGCCUCGUGCUCCCCAAGCACAUGGACUGAGGGUAUAAAACAGACAGAGUGGACACAUUCUGGGCCCUUCUCCUGCCCCCACCUUCAGCGCAAGCAACUAAGACACAUAAAAGAAGACCAGACUCCAACAGAGGAGAUUGUUCCUUAAAUCUGGGCCAAACCUGUAUAUUAAGGACUGCAGUAUCCAGUGGGUGAGAAAAGCUGCUUAAUCUAGAUGUUGCCCAGUCUAAUAGGGUUGAGAGUUUAGACUGCGUGCUUAUAUUUUAUUUUAUUUUGGUAACCACUCUGACUUUCUGCCUAUCACUUAAUAUCACUUAAAAAUCUAUCUUUGUAGUUAAUACAUUUGUUUAUUCUACCUGAA